GCUUGACAGACGUAGAGACCUUGGGGGCUUGUCUCCUUACCCCUAACUUCUGGCCAGAGUGUUGAAGCACGGCCUGGUCCGAUAACAGUGAGGGAAAAAGUGCGCUAACAAGGACAUUCACCUUUGGGGCUUGGCGGGUCGUCGAGCCUGCGAGAUUCAUCCUGGAUUCCCAAAGGUGCAACAUCAGUCCAUCUUGAAUCUGGAACCAUUAAUUCCAUCUUAAUUUCAACACUCUUUCCUCGACUCCAACUCACAGAGUGUCACAUCACUUGUUUUCGGUACGUGAACCAAUUCUUUCUGCCUGCGUCGAGGAAUACGAUGACCGCGACAAGGACAAAGUGGCCACACAUGCGUCUCCGGCCUGAGAAAGGGAGACGUGGGCUUUUUUGCCGUCGUGCCCUUCUCACGCCCUUGAACACGCGACUUCCUUCUUCCGCAAUCCUAUACCCUCUCACUAUACUUGAUCGCGCGUCUUUGGGUAGCUAGCUGACCUCUCCUGCCAGACCGCCUCCUCGACCAACCCCUUCCCACUAAUUCCGUCAGCUGAAUCGCAAACAUGGGUCUCGCAUUCUCGAAGCUGUUUGACAGACUAUGGGGCAAGAAAGAGAUGAGAAUCUUGAUGGUCGGUCUCGAUGCUGCUGGAAAGACCACGAUCCUGUACAAGCUCAAGUUGGGUGAAAUUGUCACCACCAUUCCCACAAUCGGUUUCAACGUGGAAACUGUCGAGUACAAGAACAUUCAAUUCACCGUGUGGGACGUCGGUGGUCAGGACAAGAUUCGACCUCUUUGGAGACAUUACUUUCAAAAUACCCAAGGUAUCAUCUUCGUGGUCGAUUCCAACGAUAGAGAUCGUAUCGUCGAGGCUCGUGAAGAACUUCAGCGCAUGCUCAACGAAGACGAGCUGCGCGACGCUCUUCUCCUUGUCUUUGCCAACAAACAGGAUCUUCCAAAUGCCAUGAACGCCGCCGAAAUCACCGACAAGCUUGGUCUUCACAGUCUCCGACAGCGUGCCUGGUACAUCCAAUCCACCUGCGCUACUUCCGGUGAUGGUCUGUACGAAGGCCUUGAGUGGUUGAGCAACUCGCUUCGUAAGGCAGGGCACAACUAAUAGGCCUUUCAUAUACAUUGAUCAAGAGGAGAUACAUUUGGGACCACAGUUGUCGUUCCUCGAAACGAAACUCCGCAAGACCUGUUGUAGGGCUACUUUUGUCACCACAAACCUACCCCAGCCAGCUUGCUCAAAUUGAAAAGCGCUCCAAUCACGCAUAUGAAUGAUCUGCCUGUCGUUGUCCUGGGUCACGUUGGGGGAGUUUCUUCGAUAGUUUUUGUACGAAUUGCUGGCAUACCUUGGCUUCGAGGAGGCAGGACCCGGCACACUACAGAGGUUAAGCACAGGUUGUGGGCAAUGAAUAGAAUUCACCUUCAAAAACGAAUGUUCCAAGAAUUGCAAUUACUUU
Exophiala oligosperma is the source of this 1457-nucleotide messenger RNA. Its product is annotated as ADP-ribosylation factor. Gene Ontology annotation, molecular function: GTPase activity; GTP binding. NCBI's taxonomy places the organism in Eukaryota, Fungi, Ascomycota, Eurotiomycetes, Chaetothyriales, Herpotrichiellaceae. Bases 557 to 1108 code for a protein of 183 amino acids. The transcript is spliced from 5 exons. Gene Ontology annotation, cellular component: plasma membrane; cytoplasm. Gene Ontology annotation, biological process: intracellular protein transport; vesicle-mediated transport. The record is from RefSeq and is a predicted model, not a curated record.